Molecule: messenger RNA, 1146 nt
Organism: Drosophila erecta
Lineage: Eukaryota; Metazoa; Arthropoda; Insecta; Diptera; Drosophilidae
Gene: Gr92a
Product: putative gustatory receptor 92a
Biological process (GO): sensory perception of taste
Cellular component (GO): membrane
Source: RefSeq, a predicted model, not a curated record
AUGUUCGAGGUCCUUCAUCUGAUGAGUGCACCCAAGCUUUCCAGCGGAAUUCUGAGAUACAUUUUUCGGUACGCGCAAUUUAUUGGAGCGAUCUUUUUCUGUCUACACAAUAAAAAGGACGAGGAAACUGUAUUCAAUCGCAACUGGCUCAAGUGGCUGAAUGUUACGCAUCGGAUAUUAACCUUCUGCAGAUUCUUUUGGGUCUAUUCGGCGGCCACAUCAAUGAAGAUAAAUCGCGUUCAAAAAAUUCUUUGUGGUAUGCGACUUGUACUGAGCAUUCCCAACGUUGUAGUAAUCUUGGCCUACCACAUUUUUCGAGGCCCAGAAAUAAUCGAUCUUGUCAACCAGUUUUUGCGUCUCCUUCGACAAGUGAGUGAUUUAUUUAAACCGAAAACACCUGGAUUUGGCGGCAGACGAGAAUUAAUGCUACUGAAUUUGAUUUCCUUCGCCCACGAGCAAACAUAUCAGUGGUUUACCAUACGAAAAGUAUUUUCUUGGAGGUUCUUAAUCGAUUGGUGGUGCGACUUUUACAUAGUCAGUGCCACCAAUUUAUUCAGCCACAUCUAUUUUAUCGGCCAUCUCAGCCUGGGUGUUCUUUAUUCCGAGGCCAACAAAUAUGUUUAUACAAACUUGCGAAUUCAACUACAAAAGUCAAAUAGCUAACGAAAAAUACGAAGAGUACAAAAUGGUCUGAACAAAUGCAUAAGCUUGUACGGAGAGAUUUAUAAUACCAGCCUAUUGUUUCACAACCUAUUUGAUCUUCCCCUUUUGCUGGCACUGAUAUAUAAGGUUGUACUAAUCGCCAUGAUCGGCCUGAAUGUGGCUGUAAAAUUUUAUAUAAACAGCUUCGUUUUCUGCAUACUUUUGGUCAAACACGUGUUAGAUCUUUUUCUCGUAACUGUCUCAUUUCAGGGUGCUGUUAACCAAUAUUUGAACAUUGGAUUGGAGUUUGGAAAUGUCGGUGAUCUAAGCAAAUUUCAAACUACGCUGGAUACUUUGUUCAACCAUCUAAGGCUUUGCCACUUUCGAGUCAGCAUUUUGGCUCUAUUUGAUGUCUCCAACAAGUUUUACUUGAGCUUCUUAUCAGCACUCGUAUCUUGGCCAGCUUUUAUUGCAUAAUACAGAAUGCAGAUGGGAAAAGGUUAG